Gadus chalcogrammus (walleye pollock) is the source of this 5207-nucleotide messenger RNA. It is a transcript of the gene jade1, whose product is annotated as jade family PHD finger 1. Gene Ontology annotation, cellular component: histone acetyltransferase complex. Gene Ontology annotation, biological process: regulation of transcription by RNA polymerase II. The coding region runs from base 114 to 2372 and encodes 752 amino acids. The transcript is spliced from 12 exons. The record is from RefSeq and is a predicted model, not a curated record. Lineage: Eukaryota; Metazoa; Chordata; Actinopteri; Gadiformes; Gadidae.
CGGCCUGCCCCCGUGACGUCAUGUGUUGGUGUGUGUAUGUGGACUGCGGGUCGAACGGUCGCCAGAAUUUCAAACUCCGUCCUGCGCCGACCUGACGUGCUUCUCCGAGCACCAUGAAGAGGGUCAGACAACUCAGCAGCAGCGACGAGUCUGACCAUGGCAGUAACUCCACCUGCUGGUCGCAGCACUCUCAGACGAUGGCCCGACGGAGUACAGGCAUGAAGGCGUCUGAGGUGUUCCGGACGGACCUGAUCACAGCGAUGAAGGUCCAUGACUCCCAGUGUCUGAGUGCGGAGGACUUCUACGUUCUGGCCGACCCCUGGAGGCAGGACUGGGAGAAGGGGGUCCAGGUCCCCGUCAGCCCCCAGUCUCUGCCCCAGCCAAUCGCCAGGGUGGUGUGUGAGCCCAGCAGGGAGACCAGCUACACGCGUCCUAAGAAGCUGGUGCGCCUGUCGGGCUCCGAGGCGCUGGGCUACGUGGACAUUCGGACGCUAGCCGACGCCGUCUGCCGCUACGACCUCAACGAGGACGACCAGGCCUGGCUGCUGGCCGUCAACCAGGAGCUCCGGGAGAUGGGGUUGCCCUUGUUGGACGAGAUCACCAUGGAGACGGUGAUGGAGGAGUUUGAGCGCCAUUGCCAUGACAACAUGAGCCACGCCGUGCAGACGGAGGAGGGCCUGGGCAUCGAGUACGACGACGACGUGGUGUGUGAGGUGUGCCACUCCCCCGACGGAGAGGACAACAACGAGAUGGUGUUCUGUGACAAGUGCAACAUCUGCGUCCACCAGGCGUGCUACGGGAUCCAGAAGGUUCCCGAGGGCAGCUGGCUGUGCCGGACGUGUGCGCUGGGUUUGUCCCCUCGCUGCCAGCUGUGUCCCCAGAGGGGCGGGGCCAUGAAGCCCACGCGCAGCGGGACCAAGUGGGCCCACGUCAGCUGCGCCCUCUGGAUCCCUGAGGUGAGCAUCGGGAACCCAGAGAAGAUGGAGCCCAUCACCAACGUGUCCCACAUCCCCAGCAGCCGCUGGGCGCUGCUCUGCUGCGUCUGCCAGGACAAGACCGGGGCCUGCAUACAGUGCUCGGCUAAGAACUGCCGCGUCGCGUUCCACGUGACCUGCGGCCUCAAGAACAAGCUGAAGAUGAUCACCUUCCUCACCGAGGAAGACGAGGUCAAGUUCAAGUCCUUCUGCCCCAAACACUCGGGCCCGGAGGAGGAGGAGGAGGAGGAGGAGGGCGGGGCCGACAAGAGGAGCUGGAGGAGGGGCCGGGUGAGAGGCGAAGAGGACGAGCAGGAGGACAAGAAGAGGGGGAACCUCCGGCAGCUGAAGCUGCAGCAGCUGGAGGAGGAGUUCCCGGCGUUCGUGGCGGCGGAGGAGGUGGCGGAGCGGCUGCGGCUGUCGGCCGAGCUGGUGGACUUCCUGUUCCAGUACUGGAAGCUGAAGCGCAAAGCCAACUUCAACCAGCCGCUCCUCACCCCCAAGAAGGAGGAGGAGGAGAGCCUGGCCCGCCGCGAGCAGGAGGUGCUGCUGAGGCGCCUCCAGCUCUUCACCCACCUCCGGCAGGACCUGGAGAGGGUGAGGAACCUGAGCUACAUGGUGACCAGGAGGGAGAAGAUGAAGAGGUCGCUCUGCCGCCUCCAGGAGCAGAUGUUCCACAAGCAGCUCCUCCUGCUGGAGCAGCUCAGUGCCGAUCCUUCGGCCACGGACCCGGACCAGAACCUCUCGGAGGGCUCCUCCUCCACCACCUCCUCCACCACCUCCUCCACCACCUCCACCACCUCCACCUCCUCCACCUCCUCCUCCUCCAAGGGCCGGAGGCUGAGGCCCGACAGGAGGACCAGGGGGAGGAGCUCCCCAGCCUCUCCUCCCCACGGCGCCAAGGGGUCCGGGAGCAGGAGCACCAGACAGCCCGCCCCCGACCAGAACCAGGGCGCCCUCCCCGAGGGCCGCAGGGGCCCCGAGCGGGGGUCCCCGGUCCCGGAGGGGAGGAGGAAGGCCUCAGAGGGCCCCUCCCCCCGGCGCCUGGAUAAGACGGUGUGCGUCCGGCUGGUGGACAUCCGCCUGCUCCACCCGCCCCCCGGCUCCACCUACAGCACCAGCUGCAGCCAGCUGAAGAACUGGGGCAAGUUCAGGAUCCCCAAGAGGGCGGAGAGACCCCCCCCCUCGGAACUCCCGAGCCCCGAGGCCCCCCGGCCCCGCCUCCGCUCCGGGGCCGCGCCCCCCGGGGCCCCGCCCACCGGGCAGGGGGCGGAGCCCGGCGGCCAGGAGGCGGAGCCCAGCCCGAAGCGAUGUCACUCCCACCAGCUGAGAAGGGACGCCACGCUCGGCCGUCGCUACGGCAACCACAUCAUCCGGCAGGGCGUGCUGGCGUCUUGACGAGAGGGCGGAGCCUAUCGUCCUAGCCGUGUCCAAUGAGACGUCUCCGACAGAACCCAGCCCAUAUUUAUGUUAAUUUGUAAGAUGUGUACAAAUUUGGGAAAUAUUUUACUUUAUUUUAUUUUCAUUAAUUUCGAGCAGAAGGAUCGUCCAGCUGCCAUGAAGUCCUGCCUGCUGGUUAAGGAGCUACAUGCUACUAAAGAGCUAACUGCUAGUUUGGCUACUGUCUGCUCGGGGAAGUGGUGUUCGUUCUGGAAUGCCAGCAUCAGUUUAGCGUGGAAGAAGAAUCAAGGACUUCUUCAUGUCCGUCAUUCACAGCUCUGAUAAACAAGCUGAAUCAUGAGCCUCUUCGCCCUGCCAUAGUGCCUAACUUAACGUGUUAAAUCUUGAAAACGUUUAGCCUUCAACAUGUUUAGACGUUAAUGCCUGAGGUCUUUAAUUUGUUAAGUCUUUAUGCUUUAAAUCUUUAAUGACAGUCUUUCAUGUGUCAAGUCUUUAAUGCGUUUAGUCUUUAAUGCUUUAAAUCUUUAAUCAGUCCAUCCAGAAAAAUGCGCAGUUUUUUUGUGAUUGUUGCGGCCAAAAAUCCUUGAUAAUGUGGCCCGUUUUCUUAAAAAUGUGAUGAAAUAUGCGGCAUAUUUAUGCAAUUGUAUGCGAUGAAAUUGCGGGAACUUGCGAAAAAAUGCGGGAACUUGCGAAAAUGCAGCUUUUCGAUGACGUCACGUAAUUACGUCAAGUAAAGGCAAGUAAACGCAACAUUUUUCAACUUUCUGCUAAGAUAUACGUGACUUUUUUGCAACGGAAAUGCAGGGAUUAUGAAAUCAUGCACGCCCUGUAUAUUUUGCGCGGAAACCUGCAAUUUAUGCGGUGAAAGUGCGGCAUAUUUGAAAAAAUGCGGCCCCCGCAUGAAUAUGCAGACUUUGGCUGAUUGUGCGUUGAAUUAUGCGAUCGCAUAAUCACGUUUUUCUGGAGGGACUGUUCAAUGCGUUUAGUCUUUAAUGCCUCGAGUCUUUAUGCUUCAAGUCUUUAUGCCUUAAGUCUUUAAUGCAUUAGGUCUUACAUGUGGGCUUCAUUGUGUAUAACCUUUGUGUUUAACCUUUAAUGUUUGCACUAUCAGAGGACUGUGAGUUCAGAUAUUUUUACACUGAAUACUAAUUUUGUACUUUCACCUGCUGCUGAACUCUUAUGCAAAAUAAAACAUUUCUAAAUGUUUUCCCUUUAAGAAUACAUUUCAGCAUUUUUCCACUUCAAUGGAGUGGUUUGAAUCUUUUUCUGAGUGCGGUUUACCCUAAACACCAACCAGCGGGACAACACGCUGGUUUAUACUGGUGGGAGACUAGUGACCACACACUGGUUUAUACUGGUGGGAGACUAGUGACCACACACUGGUUUAAGAUGGUCUGAGACUAGUGACCACAUACUGGUUUAUGAUGGUGGGAGACUAGUGACCACACACUGGUUUAUGAUGGUGGGAGACUAGUGACCGCACACUGGUUUAUGAUGGUGUGAGACUAGUGACCACAUACUGGUUUAUGAUGGUGUGAGACUAGUGACCACAUACUGGUUUAUGAUGAUGGGAGACUGAUGACCACAUACUGGUUUAUGAUGGAAAAUACGAUAUUCAUGACUUAAAAUCGAAGUGGUCAAAAUACGAUACUUAUGACUCGUGGGCUUUAGGUCAGUUAUCGUAGUUAUGCAUAUUUGAAUAACACAAUAUGACAGGUUCGAUGACAGCGGCCGGAUUAAUUAUAAUCCGUCUCAAUUGCUUAGGCCUGACUUAAGCUUGAGUUUUCUGGUCCCUAAUUUGACCAGUCGAAUGAGUCUCAUGAAAAUAUGAUAGAUAUAAUAAUAAAGACUAUAUAUAGUGUUUUGACCACUUGAAUAUGAGGAGCCUUAUGAACAUUUAAUAUAUAAUAGUGUUUUUUAUGUGUGUCUAAAUUAAUGUAUGCCAUACAUCAGAUAACCUUGUUUUCAAAGUAGGCCUACAACAUUUCAAUGUUAUGAAUUCAAUGUGGUUUACAUUUCGGCUAUUGAAUUUUAAAUAGCUUUUAAAGUUCAAAACAUUAUGGCAUUGAUCUGCUUCCAUAUCUUUCAACUCUCAGACUUUCCAGCAGCACGCAUAAUCUGUGUCCUCAUCAGUGUCACUAAUCCUGACCGAAUCAACAAGGUCGACAAGGUUCCCAUGGAUCCGCAACCUCCUGGAACACGUUCAGCCCAGAAGGCUAGUGGUUCUAAGCACAGAAAACGAUAUCAAAUAUAAUGGGAACAAGAUAAUAAAAUAUAGUGGUUUUGAGUACUAGGCUCCAAGAAUAACUUUGUAUAAUAUCAAAUAUAAUAUGUUUUUUCCGAAGGCAUCAACAGUAGCCUACAGUUCAGUCUGUUCCCAGUCAUGGGACAGCAGCUAAUGGGAGUCAGUGCAGAAUGAUAGGAUUCGAGGAGGAGAAGAUAUUUGUGAUUUUCGUGCUUAAUUCCCAUUUCACCGGAUGGCUGUGUUGGCUAAUUCAAUUAUAGCAUGUUCAUGUAAACAGGCAGGCCUUCAAAAGUGUGUGAAACCUCUGCAGCUGCUGCUAAGAAGUUGAAACCCCCCUGGACUUCACCAAAAUACCAUUUACAUUUAUAUUUAUAUCAAUAUUAUGAUACGUAUCCAAAAUAUAAUAUAUAUAACAUAAUAUCUAUCCACAAUGUAAUAUAUAUAUAAUAUCACAUAAUAUAUACCCACAAUAUUAUAUACAAAAAAAGUGUAUCACUUUGAUACUAUAUCACAGUGAUAAAGAGUCUCUCAAAGUCAUCUUGAAAGAAUCUCCCUCCCCAAACCUAUCCCAAAACGUUACAUUUUUU